CAUGAAUAAGGCGUGAAGGUGACGGCGUCGUAUCGACUAUCGAGUGUAAGAAACUAAGAAAGACCUCCGUCUCCCUGAAAGCCUCUGCUCUCCCGCAACAAGGAAAGCUUGCUCUUCAGUCUUCAACUCUUCAUCGACAAAAAUCUCCCACCUUCGGUUCCAACCAUGGAAAAUCAAGGUCCCUCACUUGAUGACUGCUUGAAGCUGUUAAAGGGAGAGAGAGACGAGCAACGCCUCGCAGGUCUCCUUCUCGCCACCAAGUUCUGCAAGAACGAUGAUGUCGACUCCAUUUUAAGGGUUUACAAUGCCCUCGGCAACACAUUCUUGGACCGCCUUCUCCGAACCGGGAUGGGGAAAGGAAGUACAAGCAAGAGUCGCCAAGAUAACCAAGAUGCUUAUCUACAAUUAUCUGUCACAAUUUUAGCUGCAUUCUGUAGGGUUUCUAAUAUUGCUUCUUCAGAUGAUAUGGUGAAGAAGAUUCCACUCAUACUGGAAGUUCUUUCUAAAGAAUUAGGAGCAUCACUUGUUGAAGAAUGCUUUGAAUUUUUAUACUUAGUGUCAGCAGCCCACACAGAUGGUUCUAGAAUCUUCUACGAGUCUGGAGGCAUGACUGUGUUAGCUUCUCAGAUGCCUAAUUUACCAGAUGGUUCUCAUACAAUGGAGCUAGCAAUGAAACUCCUUCAGUUGACCACAAGUAAACUUUCCCUUGACACAAUUACAAAGGAGUACUGUUCAGAAUUGUCAUCAGUGGUCAUAGUGUUAGCAAAGCAGUUUGCUUUAUUGCAUAAUGCCCUAAAGUUUGAGGCACUUCAUCUUCUAUCAAUGAUCCUCUCCUCAAUAUAUGCUGCACCUGUGCAUGAAACUCUACGUGCAAUGAGCAACUUGACUUGGUCAACUUAUUUGCGUGUUGGUGUUGUAGCAGUUUUGCAAAAUCGUGUUGCACCUGAUCAAAGGCUUGAGGCUCUUAUUUUGGCUGAAUCUGUGAUGUGUAUUGCUGGUGAAAGGUGGCUUAUUGGGCAAACAAACUCACCUGACACACAAGAUCCAAUUCCAGCUGACAGGUGUACAUUGCUUGUUUUAGAGUCAUCUAGAGUGGAAAUUGCUGUUCUUCUGAAUGAUUUAGCAUAUUUGAAAUAUGAAAAGAUUAAAGACUCAUUAGAUGCUGAAUCGGUUCUUUUAAAGCAGAGAAAUCUUGGCAUUGCAUUUUCGUUAGUGGAGAAGACGAUCAAAUUGAUAUCAAGUGUUGCUGAAGAUGAAGGUAAUAUCAUCAGUGACAUGAUGUUCACAAAGAUCAUAACUGGACUUAAUGAGACUGUUGGUUUGAUACUGGAGUAUCUUCGAGAUGCCAAGGAUCAUGGACAACAUAAAGGGAACGAUCUUCUUGCUUCUGUGAGAAUAGUUGGGAGUUACCUUGCAGAGACUCCAGGUGCAUGCAAUGACAAAUUGAAGGAGCUUUUAGGGUAUAUGGUUUUAGUUGAAGGUGAAGAUGAACACAGCUCCUUCUCUUCGGUUUGCUUCUUGCUUCCGAUGCUAUGCCAGAUAACAAUGGAGAUUGAUGGAUGUCGGUUAUUAGCCUCUUCUGGAGCAUAUAAAGCAGUGGUAGAGUGUCUAAUUAGGUUGGUUGAGGAAGAUGGUGGGACAGUUGAGGAGAAUGGUCCCAUUUUCUUGGCAUGUGAUACCAUCUUAAAUCUUCUUUUGAAGAGAGAAGAGAUUGGGGUCCACAUGGAUGAUUCUUAUUAUAUCAGGCUAUUGGGGGUGUUGUCAUCAUGGGCAGAGGAUGUUGUCGACUUGUCUAGUACCAUGAUGGCUGCAAGCAUCUGCUCUCUGAUAUUAGAUUCAACAUCUGAAGCGGUUCUUGAAUGCCAUCCAAGUUUUAAGGUUAAUAAUCUAACAAGUUUAUGCCACCUCAUCAGGAAAAGUAUGACAUCAUAUGGUAAAGAUAGCGAAGCCGAGGCGGAUCUUGUUCAAAUAGUUGUCUCGGGAUACUCAAGGUGGGCUGAUAGGUAUCCUCGUGUUAAAGCAGCUGUUGAGGGAAGGAACAUGGGGAAAAAAACAGUUUCAAGAAUGGUUUUCUGUAUGUUUAAUUCUGUGGAAUGUUGGUUAUAUUUGUCACCAGGCAUUUAG
Messenger RNA from Lactuca saligna, 2124 nucleotides. Lineage: Eukaryota; Viridiplantae; Streptophyta; Magnoliopsida; Asterales; Asteraceae. The record is from the annotation of a GenBank genome assembly.